Striga asiatica is the source of this 2035-nucleotide messenger RNA. Lineage: Eukaryota; Viridiplantae; Streptophyta; Magnoliopsida; Lamiales; Orobanchaceae. The record is from the annotation of a GenBank genome assembly.
AUUUCAUCCAAAUUCUUGAAAGUAAACGCUAAUGGAUAUUUUUAAUUAUCUAAUCCCAUCAACAAAAUCAACAAAAGUAUCAACAAAGUAAAAGAGGCCUAGGAGAUCAAAAAGCUGACUUUAACUUACAAUCUCUGUAUCCAACAUCAAAGCACAAUGAACAAGCAAUAUCGUCCUCAACUCACAGCCCUCAUCUUCUGUACCAUCCUUCUCUCACUACAUCCCUCACCAGCGCGCGCACACAGUGUAUGUAUAAUUGGCAGCGGAAUCGGCGGCGCCUCCGUCGCCCACUUCCUCCGCCGCUACUCCGACCCACAGACGAUCGGCCGCAUCACUAUCUUCGAGCGCAACGGCGUCGUCGGAGGGCGCAUGGCCACCGUCACCAUCGCCGGCGAGACCUUCGAGGCCGGCGGCUCCAUUCUCCACCCAAAGAACUACCAUGUCUCGAGUUACACCAAGUAUCUCAACCUCAAGGUCAAAGCCCCAAAGCACGCCGAUGAUUCUCUCUCUUUGGGGAUUUGGGACGGUCAUAAAUUUGUCUACAAGACGCUGAGCUCCAACUCCAAGCUGCCUAUUGUUCAGCGCCUUGUGUCGAUCGCUAAUUCCAUUAUGAUGUUGUUGAGAUACGGAGCCCUUUCUCUGUACAGAAUGAGUAGCUUUGUUGAGGCGAUGCUCAAUCAUUUUCUGAGGUAUUAUGAAGAUUUUGAAGCCCGGCCAGUGUUUGAUACGGUGGAGGGAAUGCUGAAAUGGGCUGGACUGUAUAACCUGACAACAAGAACAUUAGUGGAGGAACUGGUGGAAGUUGGAUUAUCUUCUAUACUUAUUGAAGAGCUUGUAACUGUCAUCACCAGAAUAAACUAUGGACAAAGUGUGAAAAUCAGUGGACUAGCUGGUGCAGUUUCCUUGGCUGGGUCUGGAGGCGGUUUAUGGGCUGUUGAAGGAGGGAACUGGCAGAUGGCUGCUGGAUUGAUAAACCGUUCGAAUGUUGAAUUACAUCUUCAUGAGGAAAUAAAUUCUAUUUCUUACCUGGGAGAUUUAUAUGAGUUGAACUCCUCAAAAGGAAUAAGUUACACCUGUCAAGUCACAGUGGUGGCAACACCUUUGGAUGAAUCAAGUAUCUGUUUCAAUCCUGAAUUAUCAAUACCUCCACGAAAAUUACAGCACACUCAUGCAACAUUUGUUAGGGGUCUGUUAAAUCCCGCAUAUUUUGGUCUAGACUCGUUAGGGGACAUUCCUGAUUUGGUGGGGACCAUAGAAUCUCCUGAUUUACCGUUCUCAAGCAUCAGUGUGCUUAAGCAACACGAGAAAGACAUGACUUAUAAGAUAUUCUCUCGUGAGCCUAUGUUGGAUGCCACGCUGGAUAAGAUUUUCAGUGUGAGAGUGGAGACGAUCAGAAUUAACUGGGGCGCUUAUCCUCAUUAUCAGGCGCCUGAAAAAUAUGCUCCGUUCAUUUUAGAUGGUAAUAAUCUAUAUUAUGUGAAUGCUUUUGAGAAUGCAGCCAGCACCAUGGAAACAAGUGCUGUUGCAGCUGAGAAUAUAGCGCGGCUUAUCCUUUCGAGACAAUCCAAGACAACCGACUACAACUCACCCAACUUGAAGAGCUUUACCGUUAGCGAUUCGUCUAAAUUUCACACAGAGUUGUGAGCAGAUAUUUCUAAUUUUUGGCAAGUUUGUCCAGUAUUUGAGUUCACCAGAUUACGGGAGUGUGAUAUCUGAUGUCCACAUGUAUAUAAAAUGAAUGGAUGAAAGAUGCGACAAAGAGACUGCUAGAGUUUGUAGAGAAAUGUCAACUCUCUGAACAUAUAUUUGGUAUCCAAAACUACAGAAGUUGUUGUACGACUGCAUUUGUCGAAGAUGUCCCAGUUUCUAUCGACAUAAAUAUUUUUUUUUUUAAAAAAAAAUAAAUAAAAAACUGAAUUUGAUCUCUUUGGCUUAUUUGAAUUUGAAUCUUGUUCUGUAUUGACUAUUGAGGCCAUGAAACGCAACCACUAGUGAUAUUUUUUGUUCUUUGUGAUGAAAUGACUUGCUGAUUGAG